CAUGGAUGUGUUUCGUGCACUGUUUUGUUAGGAAUGGAGAAUUAUCUACUGUGCAACGAGUACGCCCGUUCGUCAACGUCAAGGGCCUCUGUUUCACUUCUCUUCUUUCCAAGAUCGCAGUGAAACGGAGAUAAAAAUGCUGGCCGCCGGAGCGAAGCAGCUGGAAUAUAAAUGUUCGGGAAUAAUGGGGUUUUGUGGAUUACCAACGAUAGUCUGUCGUGUAAAGGUUCUGCGAGGUGGAAAUGUCGGGGUGUUCGAUUUGGCAAUUUGAUUAUCCGUAUCCAGAAAGGAACGGUCAGCAUGCUGCAGGAGAAAAUUCCUUAAUGAAGAAAAUUGGUGCUAGGGUACGACGUUGAGAGUGUUCAUCUCGGACCGAUUAAUUAAGUAUGGAGGAAAUCCGUGGUUCACAACCGGUAAGACGGCUGUCACAAAUAUUGGACCCGAUCGCAAGACUGGCAUCAGACUUUGGCUCGAAUUCGGCGCCAUGUAGCCCGCGUCUUGGGGCCCGACACGACUGCAGCUCGCAAUCGUCGGUCGAUAAUAAUCGAGGUGCCGCCAGCGGAGCCGAAAGUCCCCGAUUACUGCCGCGACGCACCCGGCAAGGCCCAACGCCCCCGCCGAGGCCGCAAAACAGCCCUGUUCACUUGAGAGAUUCGCCCUACGUCAACGUUCCAAGCUUGCUGUUCAAAAAGGACAAGAAAUUUGCGGACACCGCCAAGACCGCGGGGUAUGUCGAGCUGAAGGACAAGUCGAAGAGUAAUCCGCUGUAUAACUUGACUUCGGAGUCGAGCGGCUACGUCGAGUAUACCGAUAAACGUACCUUCGGGGCUCAAACCGAUUUCGGGCCGACAAGUUUUGAAAACAAGGCCCACGAGAUACAAAACUUGAACAGAGGUCGCUCGCCCUUUGACUCCGGGCCCUCGAGACACUUCGAAAGGACCUACUCUUUUUCCGGACGAUCCGAAACCGGGGCGGCCCACCUGCAAGCGACGGCUGCGCCGCGGCUCCACUUCGCCGCGGAGAAUCGUCUGUUUGCUGAACGCGCGGAGCCGAAGAAAGAUAAACCAGAAGCGAGGCCUGGUUACGGGGCCUCGAAGAGCUUCGAUGGGUACACCAGCGCAGCGGAGGAGCUUAACUGGCAGGAGAGAUGCCUCGAGCUGCAGCUCGAACUUCACCGGAGCAGGAGCCAGGCAACCAGAGUGCGGGACAUGCUCAGGGACAAGCUUUCGGAACUUGAACAGAGGGUGCUCGAGGCAGAGGGUAGAGCGGACGAAGCGGAAGACAAGGUACGGAUGAUGGAGGAACGGCUGGUGAAGGGUGAAUACUGCUUAAGUACUUCCAGUGUCAGUUCGCCAACACAUUCGGUUCCAUCAACGUCGGGUAUUCAGAGUGAAAAGAUAGACGAUACGCACUGUGCCUGUAUAACGAAGCUAGAGACACAAGUUGAAGAGCAGAGACAAUUACGACUACAAGACGCCCGACAGGUCGAGGCUAAGGCUGCUAGAAUAAAGGAAUGGGUAACGAAUAAGUUGCGUGAAUUGGAGCAGCAAAACCAACAUUUAAGAGAGCAAAAUAACAAGUGUAAUCAGCAACUCGAGCUACUACGGAAUCACAUAACAAACAUCGGAUUACGGCCACCCGCACCAACAAGAGCAUCGUUAUCAUUGGAAGUAGACCCUACGCUGCGCCGGCGUUCUGAAAGCUUAGACACUACUCCGCACGCUAUUCAAGAAACUAUACAGAACUCUAUUGCUGAGCCUCAAACCAGCACAAGACAUAGACGACAUUUAUCAGCUUGUGGUACAAUUCAGCAGGGAAGCACAGCUGUCGAUAUGGAUUCCAGCAUACUAUCUGAAGAGUUGGCUGCUGCUGUGGAGAAUCUAGUUAUGCUACCGAAUAUUCCUGGUGUCUUGGAAACUAAUAGAGAUAGUACUGGCUCCGAGGCAGUACAUGACUAUGCUGAAAUCUAUACCCCUAGUAGGGAAGGCGUCAAUUGGAGUCAGGCUGGCCAAGGUCCCCGACCGCCCACACCGCCAUUGCAUAGAUUUCCUAGUUGGGAGGCGAAAAUUUACCAGGUUGCCGACGGUGGCUUAGGCAUCGGACCUCCUGCUAAUGAGGAAUCAGCUCCUUCAACAACUACAAACACCACUAGUUCAUCUAAGCAUUCUCAUGCAACUGGACACAAUCUGACUGCUCACAACUCACAGGGCUAUUGUGAUAUCUCUGUACCUGUCUAUGCUACUGUCAAAGGUAGAGCCAGUCAGAUACGAUCUAUGCCAUUUGGGGAUAGUUCAGAUGACAGUUCAGAGGGAGAGGAACAUCCCAAUCAAACGGAAACCAAUACUAGAAUAACCAAUAGUUCUUCGGAUAACACAGAUUCAUCUCUAGGAAGUGGCAGUAGCCCUUCUAAGAGCGUGAAAACUACAAGUAGCUUGAGCCCAGCUAAACGAAGUUCCAGUGGCUCUCCUAGCAAAAGCGUUAAGCGCGAUACCUCCCUGGAAUCAGGGCUUUCUGAAGAUUAUGCCAUACCUCCUGAUGCUCUGAGUUCAACAUCUCUAGAAUCUAGUAUGCCGAGUUUACUAAUCAGGGCAUCUGGAGAAAGUCCAAAACGACUCGAAUCAUUGGAAAAAACUGGGCACCUUGCAAAACUAGGAGGGAAACUGAAGACAUGGAGAAAACGAUGGUUUGUUCUUAAGAAUGGGGUGCUCACUUAUUGGAAGAGCCAAAAUGACGCGAAUCGAAAACCACAAGGGCAAAUAAUUCUUGACGAGGUCUGCAGGAUAAACCGAGCAGAAGGAGCAGCUACAUUCGAAAUUGCUACAGACAAAAAAACGUAUUACCUGACCGCUGAUUGCAUAGCAACAAUGGAAGAUUGGAUAAGGGUUUUACAAAAUGUUCAAAGACGUAAUGCGACAAAGUUAUUGCUGAGUAAAGAGGAUAACAAACCAACAAUCCAAGGCUGGUUGACAAAAGUAAAAAAUGGUCACGCGAAAAAGUGUUGGUGCGUUCUUAUUGGAAAAAUGUUCCUGUAUUUCAAAUGUCCCAGUGAUACGAAUCCUAUUGGACAAAUAAAUAUGAGGGAUGCUCGUGUGGAAGAAGUGGAACAUGUGUCCGACAGCGACAGUGAGGAAAGAGAUACAGAAUGCCCGCAUGAGAGAACAAUUGGCAUUUUUCCUACUCAUCAGGGUCCGACUUAUCUUUUAAUAUCUCAUAAACACGAGAAGGACAAUUGGCUCUAUCAUUUAACUGUUGUAUCGGGAGGCGGACCUAGUGCUGGCACACAGUACGAGCAAUUGGUUCAAAGAUUAAUGGAAACUGACGGCGAUCCCACCUGUGUACUAUGGCGCCAUCCACUCUUACUUCAUACGAAGGAAAAUAUCGCAAGCCCCUUGACAAGUCUUACAUCAGAAUCUUUGCAGAUGGAAGCUAUCAAAUUGUUUAAGGCUUGCCAACUUUUUAUGUCAGUGGCUGUGGAACAAGCUGGAAUCGAUUAUCACGUUGUUUUAGCACAAAAUGCGUUACAGCAGUGUUUGGAUCAACCAGAGCUACAGUCAGAAUUCGUUAGUGCUUUGGUAAAGCAGACCAGCCGUCACACUCAACAGCGCUUGGGCGUUCAGGUAAAGAAGGCUGGCAGCCGUGUGUCACUGGGUACUGCGCGCGUUCAACUCCUCCUCUGCGCCACACAAUCGCUGUUCACCUGCGAUACGCAAAGUCCCACAGCCAGUGGUGGCAGUGAAAACGCAGACGCCCAAUCGACGGCCUCAACUUCUCACAGUCCUCCGCUCACACAGGCCCAUUCGACACCAACAAUAUUGGAUUGUAAGACAAAUCCUGCCCAGUACGUGCUUGUCCAAGGAUGGCAACUCUUAGCACUUGCUGUAUCACUUUUCCUACCACGCAACAACCGGCUCCUCUGGUAUUUGAAGCUACACCUCAACAGAAAUGCAGAUUCCAAAACUGAAUGUGGCAAAUAUGCAGCAUACUGUGAAAGAGCAUUGGAAAGAACGUUGCAAAAUGGGGGUAGGGAGGUUAAACCGUCUAGGAUGGAAGUGUUGUCAAUUUUAUUAAAAAACCCAUAUCAUCACUCCUUGCCGCAUGCAAUUCCGGUUCAUUUUUUGAAUGGGACUUAUCAAGUUGUUAGUUUUGACGGCAGUACAACCAUCGAAGAGUUUUUAAAUACAUUAAAUCAAGAAAUUGGCUGCCGAGACGUUCAUCAAUCUGGAUUCACUCUUUUCAGUGAUGAUCCAAUUGAAAAAGAUUUAGAGCACUUCAUCGAUCUGCAAGCUAAGCUCUGCGAUAUUAUAUCCAAAUGGGAAACAGCAUUGAGGGAAAAAGGUUCUGGAAAAUUUGAAAAUACAAGAGUGAUACAAUUAACUUAUAAAUCCAGAUGCUACUGGAAACAUGCUGUAAAAAUGGAAACUGAUAGAGAAAGACUGUUACUUUGCUAUCAAAUCAAUCAACAAGUUGUACAGGGCAAGUUUCCUGUCAAUCGAGAACUCGCCUUUGAACUUGCCUCUCUCAUGGCGCAGAUCGAUUUCGGGGAGUACAGUAACGAGAAGACACGCGGUAGCAGCGGACCUGGAAACAAUGCUCACUAUCACGUUUUGCAGGCUCUCGACAAAUUUUACCCAAUCCGGUAUCGGGCUAAUAUCACUUCUGAUCAGCUAAGGGAACUACAAGAAAAGCUGCAAGAAAAGUGGAUUUCCCUGAGAGGUCGCAGCAUCCUGGAUUGUGUCAGAAUAUAUUUAACUUGUACCAGAAAAUGGCCCUUCUUUGGCGCCACUCUAUAUCAAGCUAAGUUGAAACAAGUUGAGCCAGCAACCGUUUGGAUCGCAGUUUCCGAGGACAGUGUUACGUUACUAGAGCUACAAACUAUGGCAGUAUUGUGCCGAUACAACUAUGCAAAUAUUAUUACAUUUGGUGGCUGCUUGGACGACUUCAUGCUAGUUGCAUGCCCAGAUGAAGGAGCUGCCGAACAGAAGCUUCUAUUUGCCCUUAAUAAACCCAAGAUCCUCGAAAUAACGUUGUUAAUUGCCGACUACAUGAAUGCCCUUGGUCACGCGUUACCUGGAACACCUCAGAUGAAUACCCUGACACGUAAUGGUUCACAUCGGUCUAUAAAGUCUACCUUAAGACCUGCAACUGGUUCAAGCUGUCUUCCAACACAACCGGACAUACUGAAGUCAACUCCAGACCACCAAAGACCCUAAAAAGACUGUAUGCUAUACUCUAUUUUCAAGUAAAAAAGUUACCGUAACAUGUCGCUGAGUAUAAUAGAAAAGUGUCGAGUUCUAUUAUGGCGCUAUACCUCAAUUAGAAGUAAUUGGUCUCAUAUAUGUUUACCAAUCAAUUGUUGCAUGAGAAGCAUGCAAGACUCGGUAAACAAAAUUUUUCCCCAUCCAAUACAGCAGCUGUAUCUACAAUGUGUAUUAUAUGUAUACGUGCGACUACCAUUUUGAUUUAUCAACAAUUAAAAAUUUGUGUUGGAUAUAGAAAUAGCUUUUUUAAUACAAAUUCAACAUCAUGUGCCAUUUUUCACAGUACUUUUCUGUCAGUGAUCGACACAUGUGAAUGAAAUUGGCAUUGAGGUCAUAUCGCAUUUCUUUACAAUAACAAUGAAUAUAAUUUACAUUUUACCACAGUGCGCAAUAUAAAUAUAACGAUGAAUUUGUCGAACACUGCCUAAUAUUUAAAUUUGAUGAAAUAGUUCUGUAUGAAUGUCAGUAAUUUGCUGGAAUUUGGAAAUUUUGCUACACAUUUAUAUACCAAAUUUUAAUGUAAGGGAAACUAUGAUGUAUGUAUAUUGUGUAAUUUUAAAGAUCAUAGUGAUCAUGUCAUUUGUACAUAGAGGCGAUAGUAUAAUAGAUAUUGAAUAAGUGUGAAAGUCCAUGUGAAACCAACAGAUACUUUUCCUAACUUUCUUUGAUCAUAUUGUAAGUUGAUGCUCAUCGAAUCAUAGUAGUAAAAAUUCACUUACAAUCUUUCCUGAUAUUUCCUCGUUGCUGUUUAGUUAUAUUGUACGGUGCAGAAAAUUUGGUUAAAAUCUUGUUUAUCCAUCCAUAUGUCUUCUGUUAUCCGUAGAAAAUUCAACAUAUUGUACUAUGGCUGGUAGCUAUUCACAAUUUCAAUUUCGAGUCUGUUUUUAUAGCAGAAGUAAUUUUUUUGCUGCAUUAUUUAUGAAAUAGUCACUUGGGAAACCCAUCUUUUUACAACGGUGUUGUAUACUGUCUAAAUGACAUAACAUGUUUGUUAAUAGUGAGUUGCAAUUUUCCAAUGAGAUUAUAGAAACAUUGUCGAGUUGGACCAAGAAACCGGUUUUUUUUUCCAUUUAAUGUGGAUUUGAGUGGUUAUUUAGUGAAAUUAGGUUUCAAGUUGAAAAGCAUCUGCAGGAAAUAAGGCAAGAACAAUGUUCUAAUUUCGUAUCGACCUCUCGAUGUAAGUACUGUAACAAUUGGAUGAAAGAAAAAAGUGAAGCAAUCCAACUUUCAUCUGCAUAUAGGCAAUACAGGGCGCCGACAUCAUGUGUAGAACCCAUACUACAUACCAUCAACAUUAGCAACUGAAGAAAAGUUGGCAUCAACAAUUGAAACUCUUGAGCUACACAGAAUGAAGUAAAUGAAAUUACCUUGAAUGAAAUAAUAAAGUGUGAAUAAUUAUCAAAUCUAAUGCAGUAAUGUUUAAUAAUUACAAUUGAUUUAGAAUAAAGCUGAGAAUAUUU
Molecule: messenger RNA, 6718 nt
Organism: Diprion similis
Lineage: Eukaryota; Metazoa; Arthropoda; Insecta; Hymenoptera; Diprionidae
Exons: 21
Coding region: 387-5210 (1607 amino acids)
Cellular component (GO): cytoskeleton
Source: RefSeq, a predicted model, not a curated record